Messenger RNA from Rhizophagus irregularis DAOM 181602=DAOM 197198, 1755 nucleotides. RefSeq lists its product as uncharacterized. The record is from RefSeq and is a predicted model, not a curated record. Gene Ontology annotation, molecular function: single-stranded DNA binding; ATP hydrolysis activity. Gene Ontology annotation, biological process: resolution of meiotic recombination intermediates. Lineage: Eukaryota; Fungi; Glomeromycota; Glomeromycetes; Glomerales; Glomeraceae. Gene Ontology annotation, cellular component: condensed nuclear chromosome.
AUGUCCAUAACGAAAGGCAUUGGAGAAGAAAAUAAAUAUCGAAUCGAAUUAUUAGAAUGUGCAAAAUCAUUAAAUUUACAAAAUGACGAUGAUUAUACUAAAGAAUUAAUUAAUCAAAUUACUAAAGAAUUAAUCAAUCAAAUACCUAUUGAAAAUUAUCAAGAAGAUGAAAAUGAAUCUAUAAUUCAUAUAAAAAAAGAAGAAGAAAAUAUAAGAGGAUAUAAAGAUUAUAAUAAUUUGAUUAUUAAAAAAUUUUUAUUUGAAGAAUUUAAUGAUUUUGAUGAUUCAAAUGAUUUAUUGAAUAAAGAAUUAUCCGAAGUAAAAGAUAUUGAUACUGAUUUUAUUUUAUGUAAUAAUCUAGAAAAUUAUAUUACUCGUGAUUCAAUCGAAUUGGAGGAACCUUUGUUUCCAAAGAAAAUAAAAUUAGAUAAUCUUGAAGUUCCUACCGUUCCUACUAUUAAAUCGUUAACUCCUAACUAUAAUCCCACACAAAUUGUACCCGAACCUUUUUUAGAAAGUGAAAUACAAACUUAUACGAUAGAAGAUUUAUGUCCAUUAUAUCAUGAAGCAAUGGCCGAUGAAAUAGAUAUUGCUACAUCAUUAUUAAAAGAACAAGAAAUUGAACUUAAAAAUGAUACAAUUCUUAUUGAUGAUUUGAAAUUUAAAAGCAAAUACCUUGAAGAACCUAUUCUACCUAAUGUAAAAGAUAUCGUUCAACAAGAUAUACCAAAUUCAAUUUCGAAUGUUGAAUCUUUAUUUAAGCAAGAAGUUGAAUUAAUCUUAAAAAAUGAUGAAAAGUUUUCGGUUAUUGAAGAAUCUGGUGUCAAAUUACCAUUAGAAAUGAUGAAUGAAUGGGAAACUAUGGAUGAUGAUUUGAAAGAAACUUUGACUGAAAGUUCUAGAGAAAGCGAAAUGAUUCUCGACAUCCCUCAUGAAGGGUACGAAUUAGAGCCGGUAUUGAUACCUGCGAAAAAUGAUCCUUUAGAAAUGGAUCGAAGAAAGCGUCGGAAAAAAUCAGAAUCCGAGGAAGAUAUUAUUACGACCGAUUCAUUAUUAAGCGUCAUUAAUCAUGUUGUUCCGGAAAAUGUAAUGCCGAUAUCAUCUAAUCAAGACGAAGACGAAGAACUUCAAAAAGAUCUUGAUAGUAUAAUAAAGAUUGAUACGCCCUUUGAUCAAUGGCAGAUUAUAAUGACGCAACCUAUGGAUGAAAUAGGUGAAUUGAAAUUUACAGUACCUUCACUGCUACAUCCUGUAUCAUAUGCCAGUUCAGAUAUUCCGUCACGUCUCUCGGAUCUUGUGGUAUCAAAUUCAUCAAAAAGUGACUUUCAGAUAUUUUCUCCCUUUAGUGGAAUAAAAGCUUUGGAACUUUUAUUGCAUUGGAAUCCAAUCAAAAACGUUGCUAUAUUGGAAAUUGAUAAAAUUGUUGAUACUUCAGAAACUCCAUAUGAUAAUUUAGCAGAAAUAACUCAAGAAUACAUUUGUUUUGAUACGGAUAAUUUAUUAGGUUUAAUUGAAGUUACUAGUAAAAGUGACGAAAUUUAUUUAAGAUCAAAAAAAGAAGAGAAGAAGAAAAAAAGGUUAAAACAAUUAGAGGUGGCACAACGUGAUUACGUGCAUAAUAAUAAAGAGAGUGCAGCGAUUUCUACUGCAUCACGUCAUUCACGUGUUACAUCUGCAGCUGUGGCUCCUUCCAAUAUGUUCAAAAAUCGUUCGUCGUUGGCAAGUUAUGGUGAUUUUCACUCACAAAGUGGCUAA